CGGGGGGGUGGGAAGAUGGCGGAGGCUUCGCCGCAGCCGGGACGGUUCUUCUGCCACUGCUGCUCGGCCGAGAUCGCCCCGCGCCUGCCGGACUACAUUUGCCCACGGUGUGAAUCUGGUUUUAUUGAGGAGCUCCCUGAAGAGCCAAGGAACACAGAGAAUGAGACCAGCUCCUCUACAGCAGCCAGUGAUCAGAGCAGACACCCCUUUGAGAACGUGGAUCAGCACCUGUUCACCUUGCCGCAGGGCUACGGCCAGUUUGCCUUCGGGAUCUUUGACGACAGCUUCGAGUUUCCGUUCGGGUCCAACGUGCAGUCGGAGGAGACCCGGGACUCGGAGGGGCGGCGGGAGCGGGAGCACCAGUCCCGGCACCGCUACGGCGCCCGGCAGCCCCGCGCCCGCCUGGCCACGCGCCGCGCCGGCCGCCACGAGGGGGUUCCCACGCUGGAGGGAAUUAUCCAGCAGCUGGUCAAUGGAAUCAUUGCACCAACAACAAUACCAAACCUGGGGCUCGGUCCUUGGGGCGUCUUGCAUUCGAACCCCAUGGACUAUGCGUGGGGUGCCAACGGCUUGGAUGCAAUUAUCACACAGUUACUAAAUCAGUUUGAAAACACUGGACCGCCGCCAGCAGACAAAGAAAAGAUCCAGGCCCUCCCCACCAUCCAGAUCACACAGGAACACGUAGAUUCUGGGUUAGAGUGUCCUGUGUGUAAAGAGGACUACACAGUCGGGGAGCACGUCCGGCAGUUACCUUGCAAUCACCUGUUCCACAACGGCUGCAUCGUCCCCUGGCUGGAGCAGCAUGACACGUGUCCUGUGUGCCGGAAAAGCUUAAGUGGACAAAACACUGCCACAAACCCCCCGGGACUCACGGGGAUGAACUUCUCAUCGUCCUCCUCCUCCUCUUCCUCCAGCUCACCAAGUAACGAAAACUCAUCGAACAACUCAUGAAAUCUCAGUCCCCCUCCCUCCCUGGGGCCCUGUCCCUUGCCCUUCCUCCCUCCCCAGCCAACGUAAGCAACAAAAGGGGCAUCCAGAGCAGAGCCAGUGAGGGGAGGCAGCACCCCUGGAAUUCCCUUUUGAGUUCUGAAGACACGGAGACUCCAGGUCCUGCAGAGAGGAGAAGCCUCGAGCUCUGUGCUGAGGGAGAGCUCUGUCUGUCACUAACACCCCCUCUGCUGCCUGGACUGUUGCCCGUUGCUGUGACGGCCGCUGCGCCCGCAGCGGGACCGAGGUGCUGAGCCAGUGGUUGUCAUUUGGAAUGGAAAGGUUGUUUGUAUGGUUUUGGAUUUGAGGUUCCUUUUCUCUCUUUUGCUCCUCCUCCUCCCCUUGGAUGCUGUCUCUUCUGCUUUGGAGAUUGAAGUUUUUAAGAUGAUCCUGCCUCCCUCCUGGGAUCUCCAGCUGGGGAGGGCCAAUAGUUGUCACUGAAAAAGGAACUCUGGACAUAGACCCCGUUAUCCUUCCCUUGCUCAUCUCGACUCCUGUUUAGUUUUCUUUAUAACCCUGCCCUUCUGCCACUCAACACUGAAAGGGUUUUUAUAAUUUUAAAUUAUUACUGCUGUUAAAUAAAUGGAUGUUACAGCCCAGCGA
This is a messenger RNA of Apus apus (common swift), 1590 nucleotides long. It is a transcript of the gene RNF126, whose product is annotated as ring finger protein 126. Gene Ontology annotation, cellular component: cytoplasm. Gene Ontology annotation, molecular function: ubiquitin protein ligase activity. The coding region runs from base 16 to 951 and encodes 311 amino acids. The transcript is spliced from 9 exons. Gene Ontology annotation, biological process: protein ubiquitination. Lineage: Eukaryota; Metazoa; Chordata; Aves; Apodiformes; Apodidae. The record is from RefSeq and is a predicted model, not a curated record.